CACUAUCAAGUUCUGAAUUAAGGAUUCUUCUGUUUUGAAAAUUGAAAGCUGAUGUGUGUGAUCCCUCAACAUGCCGGAGAAUUGCACUCGUGUUUACACAUUACCAUCUACGAGAUUUAAGCAAUGGCCUCUGCAAACAUGAAUAUCAAAGGUGUGAAAAGAAGCCUUGAAAAUAAGCCUUGUACUUCACGUGGCCUCACUGUAGAAGGGAAUAAGCGUUUCUGUAUCCCUGCAGUCAACAGAAAAACAGAUCAGAUGUCCUUAGAUAAAGCAAAACAAGUUAUGUCACAAGUCAAAAGCAAACUACACACAUUUCCUCAUUCUAACAUCAACAAAGAAUUCAUUCAGUACAUUGAGUCGAUGAUUUCAAAGCUUGAUGUAACCUCUAAGAAGAAAACCACGGUGGGUGUGUUUGGUAAAUCAGGAGUGGGCAAGAGCUCCUUGAUAAAUACCAUCUUAGGAGAGAAAGACUUGCUGCCAUCAGGAAGCAUCACUGCAUGCACUUCAGUCAUUAUUCAAGUUGAGGCAAACACAACUGACUCCAACUACACAGCAGAGAUUGACUUCAUUCCCAAACAGGAGUGGGAAGAGGAGGUUAAAAAACACCUAGAUGCUUUGUCACAAGGCACAGAGAAUGAUGAAGACGAAGAUGAAGAUGAAGACACAUUGAGCACAGGUCAGGAGAAAGUUGAAGCCAUUUAUGGGGAUAAUAGACCAAAUGCUACCCUGGAAGAACUGAUGGAUGAACAGAAUUUUGAAGCCAUCCCAGAAUUCCUUGUGUCAUCCAAGAAAACAGUGUCAUGCACUGAUGUCACUGAAUUUUCAGAAGAGAUUAACCGCUUCACAAGGGCUGAUGCUUCCAGCCCUGGACAGUACUUCUGGCCACUGGUAAAAACUGUCACCAUCAAGAUACCCUCUGGUAACAACUUUGACAACAUUACCUUAAUUGACCUUCCUGGCACUGGAGAUUUCAAUAAAAGCAGAGACGAAAUGUGGAAGAAGUGCUUAAGCAGAUGUUCCACGGUGUGGAUUGUCAAUGAAAUUAACCGGGCUGCGACUGACAAGGAGCCUUGGAAGAUUCUCACCAGCUGCAUCAAAAACAUGGCGCAUGGAGGAGAGUGCAACAGCAUCACUUUCAUCUGCACAAAGACAGAUGACAUCGACCUCAAUGAACACAAGAAGAACUAUAAGUUGAAGGAUGAAGACCUGGAUAUCACAGCAACACAGGACCCAGUGGAGUAUGGAAAACAGCUGGAACGAGCCUGUAUACUACACCGGAAUGAAAAAUCCAAGGAAAAAGUCAGGACCAUGUUUUCCAAACAAACUGAGAUACAGGAUCAUUUCACGUGUGAUGAGGACUUCUUCAAGGUCUUCACAGUUAGCUCCAAGGUUUACCGACAGAAUGAAGAUGAACACAUUUUGAAUCAAGAGGACACAGAAAUUCCCGCACUUCGGAAACUGCUGGAGGCCCUUGACAAUAGUUGUCAGAGAACAACAGUAAAGGAUUACAUUCAAGGAGCACAUGGUAUUCUGUCCCUAAUUCAAGGAGCCAACAGUAAUGCCUCUGAGACCUUGGAGGUGAAACAUGAUGUUCUCAGGGCUCUGGAAAAAAAUCUAUUAGAAAAACUGGACUACUUGAAGGCAUUCUUCAUUGGACAGUCUGAUUGCUUGGAGUCAUGCCUUUCUGAAGGGGUUAAUGAAUCAAUGAAACGUUCCCUGGAAACUGCUGAUAAAGCAGUGAUAAAAACAAAAAUAAAGGAUGCAAGGGGAUAUCAUCGCACACUCAAGUCUUUGUGUGAGAACAACGGCUCCUGGAGGACUAAAAAUGGAAAAUUUUUAGAUCUGAAUAACUCUCUUGCUACUUACAUGCACAAAUGUGUUGAUGGACAAUUUCAAAAUAUGUUCCCAGUGGAUGGAAAACCAGACAAAUCAAUUAGUGGAAUGCUGGACAGAUUCAACAUCGUCAGCGAUGACAUCACUGAACGUUACAAGGAAUUUCCAGUGUCACUCAACCUGACAUUCAUUAAGACUGAGCAAAACAGACUGAUCUCAAGAAUCGAGGACAAGAUUUUUGAAAGGAAAAAGAAAAUCUACUAUGCUGUCUAUAAGUCCAUUCUCCUCACAAUGCAGCAAGUUUACCCUCAGGCUGCAGAACUACAUGGAAAGAAUUCUUUCACUGCGAGGCAGAAGUUGUUGAUGGACCACAUUGAGAUAUCAAAGGAAGACAUGUUUACCAGAGCCAAAACAACCAUGUUGGAACUCUUUGACAAGUUUGCAACAUACAUUGACGAGACUUUGAGAGGAGAGUUGGGUGGCAUUGUAAAAUAUGCCCUUACCAUUAAAGAUGGGGUGCCUCUUCCAGAUAUUAGUCGUGAGUUGAAAGAGAUGGAGUCCCUUGCCUCCAGUUUUGUUGACCUUCAGCCGUGAGGAAAUGCAGACAAACAGCAGUGCUUCAUCUCAUGGGUAUCAUUUGAUAUACAUUUUUAUAUAUUCCUUACACUGUAUGUGGUCAGUUUUCUUUUAAAACAUGUUAACAUUUUCAUUUUCCAACUCUUAUGAGGGCGAACGACACUUAUGCUGCACUCUGAGUAGGUUUUAUCGCUUGUAAAACAGCCAUAAGAAGUUGCUGUUCGGGUAGGAACAUCGCCCCCCUCCGAAAUCGAAAUGGAAAAGAGUUGCUACUCAAAGAUUGCACUUCUCAUCUGUAGGAGGACCCCAGGAGGAAAUCUUCUUUAGGUCUGUUUUAGAUGUAAGAUAAGGGGAUACAAGUAAUGUUUUUUUCUCUCAAUCUGUCACCUUGUGGAUUAUCUAGUAUACCUUUUGUACCUUUUACCAUGUGUAUUUUAUUGUGAUAUGAAAGCUUCAGUUUAUCCAUCAAUUGAAACACCUGUCUCAAUGACACCAUCAAGCCACCGUUCUUUUGUAUUUUGCCACCUGCAUCUUCAACAUCACUACAAUUGACCAAAAGGAUAGCAAACAUAUUGAUAUCCUGCAUAUAGCCCCACUGCCUGAAUAUUAAAACAUUUGAUGCCAAUGAAGAGACCAAGCACACUCCUUUUUAGAAUAAAAAAUAGCAAAUCCAUAUACAGUAGCAUUUUUGUAAUGUUCAAAAUGUCUAUCAGUUACAUUUAACAUUGUCCUUUGGUUAGUUUACUCUCAUUUAGUUUACUCUUUUUUCUUAAUUGUUAAAUGCAUUUAAGUACGUCUACAAAUGUUCCUGCCUUCAGUGCCUUGGUAUCAUUCCGUACCAUCAGAGUGCUACCAAGUAAGGAUUUUGUUUGUCACGUUUGUACUGUAGGCUUGCCACAGGUCAUAUAAUUUUUGGAAUGUCAUGGAUAUUUAAUAACGUCAUGGAACAUCAGGUUUUUUUAACCAUUUAAAUUUAACUUGCCAAAAAAUGAAAUAAAACAAACAUAUUUCAA
Molecule: messenger RNA, 3422 nt
Organism: Sardina pilchardus (European sardine)
Lineage: Eukaryota; Metazoa; Chordata; Actinopteri; Clupeiformes; Clupeidae
Product: nuclear GTPase SLIP-GC-like
Exons: 19
Coding region: 124-2427 (767 amino acids)
Molecular function (GO): GTPase activity
Source: RefSeq, a predicted model, not a curated record